CAUCAGACGCUCCAGAUGCCAGUGCACGCCGUCUUUCGUUCCGACCUGCGCACCUAUCCCGCGCCGCAAAAUUUAAAGAAUCUGGUUUAAUAGUUGCUGGUGGUGCAAUCCUAUCAGAUACUAAAUCCGAAGAUGCAGAAAUGGUUGGUAGCGUUCUGAUAAUGGAUGCUGAUAGUGAAGAAGAAGUAAGAAAAUUUCUUGAAGAGGAUCCAUAUGUUGUCAAUAAAGUUUGGGGUGGAUAUGAGAUUAUGGGAUUUAAGUAG
Dentiscutata erythropus is the source of this 263-nucleotide messenger RNA. The record is from the annotation of a GenBank genome assembly. Lineage: Eukaryota; Fungi; Glomeromycota; Glomeromycetes; Diversisporales; Gigasporaceae.